AUGCUGGCUCUCAACUUACUCAGCCUGAACCCGCUGGGUCUUCUCCUUCUGUCUGCCACUGCCGUCACUGCCGCCCCAACGCGUCAGCCAGUUGCCCGCCCUACUCACUAUGUCGCCUUUGGUGACUCCUUUGCUGCAGGCCUCGGGGCUGGCUACGAGUCUGGGACCGGUCGUCUCGACGGGUGUUAUCGCUACGAUCGAGGGUAUCCGUCCGCGCUGCAGGCGCUCAUCGAUGGCGACUCGAUAAUCAAAGUCGAGAACCUCAAGGCCUGUACGGGCGCGAAGGCCGAUCAGGUUAAGGCGCAGGCAAAGUUCCUCGAUGAAACUGUAGACUUGGCCACUAUAUCAGUUGGCAUAAACGACGUCGGUUUUGGCAAUAUUGUCAAUGAUUGCAUCUACCGAUUUAAAGGGAGCCUCUCGGGCGACUGCCAGUCGACGCUAGACAGCUCCAGAAAUUACAUUGAGAGCGAUCUCGGUCCUGCAGUUAAGGACGCACUCCAGGCCUUUAUGGACCGGCCGCAUCAUGCAAACCUGCGCAUCUUUGUCACAGGCUACGCGCAGUUCUUCUACCCAGGCCCCUCAGACCAGUGCGACGGUGUCUCUUGGAACUACUGGCAGGACUCGCCUGAGAGUGGUAGUGGCCAGAAUAUGACACAGGCGUUGCGAAGUCAGCUGAAUGAGCUUGUUGUUGCAGUUAACAACAAGAUCGACGAGGUUGUUCGCAGCUUUCACGAUGCAAAGAUCAACUUCGUCGACUAUGAUGACAGGUUCAACCGCUUUUGCGAAGAUGGCUUUACAGAGCCACAGCCCCCUGGCGAAGAGCGGCCCGACCUCUUUAUGCACCAGUACUACACGCCCGACAGCCCGUUGCCCCAGGACUACACGCCAGACCCCCAGUUGCAGGAUGUCGGCGAGUGCUUGGAGGUCAGCGUCUCGGCCGAGGCCAAGAACCUGGCUCAGGGCAUGCUGGAGUUUGCCAACGGCCACCCGGAUGUCAAGGUGGCGACACCGUUUAACGAGCAUCCCGUCAAUAUCACCAUGCUCCCAGACCAUAUCCCGGUAGGCAUCAUGAAAGCCUUCCAUCCCACUCAAAAGGGCCACGAGACAAUCGCCCUCGAAGUGUGGAAGGCAUACACACGCGUGAAUACACAUCCGCCAAGCAGUAGCCUACAGCCUCUGCCUAAAAACUUCCAUAUUGGAGACAGCGGCACGCGUGUCUCAGGCAACUUCCCGCGCUCCUUUGGCCUUCUCGAUAGCAACCUGUCCGUUCGUAGUAUUCUCUAUCGCAUGCGAGAUCGGGCGUGCCCGGGGCUGUGCCAUACGGUACGCGGUAUCCCGAGGGACUUGCUGUUGAAUACACGACAAGGAGAGGACGGGUGUAACUUUGUGACGCGCAUUUCCGAAGGCAAGGAGCUUUUUUUUACUGCAUCCCAUGCAGGCCAGAACUGCUGGGAUGCCACCAAGCGCAUGAUUGACGAGCGUAUGACGGAUUAUGGCGAGCCCAUCCACACGGAGAGCUGGGUAAAUGGUAGUGACUACGAAUACUACAAUGUCGGAAUCCGUGACUUCACCCCCGGCUGCAAGGACUCGCCAUCAGACCAUCUCGGCCAUCUGCAUGUAGCCUGCCGCCGUUUCGAAAACGUCUUCUCAGACCGCUACGAGGUAUAUCUCAACAACUGGGAUGAUGGAGACCGGGGCAAGUCGAUCCACCAUGGCGUCGAGGACUGCCACAUGUUCCCCACGAAGUGGAAGUACAAGGAAGCGCCCACCGACCAACUCCGCCCGUAUACCUUUUCGGACCGCACAGAGGCUGACAAAUGGGUUAAAUGGUACAUGAUGUGUAGCACUGGGAAGUGCGUGGAGAGCAAGAUUGAGGAGGUGUUGGGUCUGCGGGCGGGUGGGCUCAAAUGUCCCUUUGGGGAGUGGUUUGAGCUGGACUUGUUCAACUGA
Molecule: messenger RNA, 1950 nt
Organism: Ilyonectria robusta
Lineage: Eukaryota; Fungi; Ascomycota; Sordariomycetes; Hypocreales; Nectriaceae
Product: SGNH hydrolase-type esterase domain-containing protein
Exons: 3
Coding region: 1-1950 (649 amino acids)
Biological process (GO): triglyceride catabolic process
Molecular function (GO): triacylglycerol lipase activity
Source: RefSeq, a predicted model, not a curated record